This is a messenger RNA of Hemicordylus capensis (graceful crag lizard), 2507 nucleotides long. It is a transcript of the gene DTX2, whose product is annotated as deltex E3 ubiquitin ligase 2. Gene Ontology annotation, molecular function: zinc ion binding; ubiquitin protein ligase activity. Bases 331 to 2091 code for a protein of 586 amino acids. Gene Ontology annotation, biological process: protein ubiquitination; Notch signaling pathway. The transcript has 11 exons. Lineage: Eukaryota; Metazoa; Chordata; Lepidosauria; Squamata; Cordylidae. Gene Ontology annotation, cellular component: nucleoplasm. The record is from RefSeq and is a predicted model, not a curated record.
UUGGGGAGGGAGGCGGAGAGCAGGGAAAGGCAGAGGCGAGAGCCCUGCGCGUGCGCAGUCGGCGGUGAAGCGAGGUGGUCGCCAGGGGCGGCUGCAGGCGGAGGGCGAGGAGGCGUCGCCGGGGCUGCAGGUCUGGCCUUCUUUCUGCUGCUGCAGAUGCGAUCUGGUUUUCGCCUGCCCUGACGGAAUUUGAGGAAGCCAAUGUGGGGAAGCCACUUCCCACUCUCCGCCCUCACAACAAUCCUACCCGGUUGGGCAAGCUGCUGAUGCGGACCAUGAAGGGUUGAAACCCCCUCCCCUCCCGCCGCUUGGGGGGAAGCCCCGUGCAAGAUGGCCACCGUGCCUGGCCCCUUGGCUGGCCCCCCGGCUGCUUCACAGGCCCCGGGCGUGGCGGUGUGGGAGUGGCAGGACGAGACGGGCCACUGGCGGCCGUACCAGAGCACCGUGUGCAGCUACGUGGAGCAGUCCUUCCAGGCCCUCCUGCUGAAGGGGCGCCGGGCGUCAGGGACGUGGCCCGUCAACGGCAGCAUCCCCUUGGGACAAGCCGACUCGGCCCUGGCCCCCUACGUCAUCGACAUCCCGAGCCUGACGCAGUUCCGGCAGGACACUGGGACCAUGCGUGCUGUCCGUAGGCACGUCUUCCCGCUCGACUCGGCGGCCGGGCAGGGCGUGGUCUGGGAGUGGCAGAACGACGAAGGCGGCUGGUUCCCCUACGAGAUGAACAUCGGCGUCUACCUGGAGCAAGCCUUCGUGGCCAACUGCCCCCAGGUGGACCUCGGGCACUUUGGCUACAACUACGGGGUCAACUUUGUGGCUCAGACCCAGACCAACCAGACCACCGGCUACCAGCGGAAGGUCCGCCGGCGAGUGGACUCUCCGUACCCGGUGGCCACGGUUGUGGGGCCGCCCCACACGGGACCCACCUGCUCGUGCCAGCAGUGCUUGCUGAACAGCGGGACUGGGCCCAUCACCUCGCGGUAUCGGCACUCCAUGGUGAAUCUUCCCGGCUCCUCAGGAACGCAGGGGGCCGGCAGGACUGUGGGACUUGGUGCUUCCGCCGCGGGCUUCGUGCCUUAUAACAAACCGAGCCUGACCGGGGCAAGGUCGAUGCCGAGGCUGAAUGUACAUAGCGGAGGGACAGCGUUGCCACCUGUGCCCGUUGGCGGGCCAAGCAUGGCCCACGCUGCGACCAGAGGAGCCAGUGUCCCCCAGCUGCCAGUGAGUGUGCCCAGGCCCGGCAAGCUGAACCAAGCCCUCGCAGGCAUGAUGGCCCUCCUGAUGUCAGCCGCCGGAUUUCCUGUGCACCUCACCCCGGCGCCUCGUCCCGCGAGAGCCUCUAAAAAACACACCUCCGCUAAGGAGGGGAGGAGGGGGCGCGCCAAAGGUGGCGCCCGCAGCCCCGAAGACGUGGUGAAGAAGUACUUUGAGGAGCUGAAGACUCCCCCUGCUGGUGAAGACUGCAUCAUCUGUAUGGAGAAACUCGCUGCUCCUUCGGGCUACGGCGACGCUUGCGAAGGCAAGGCGAUCCGGCCGGAGAGCGUCGGGAGGCUGGCCAAGUGUGGCCACACGUUCCACCUCCUCUGCGUGCUGGCCAUGUACACCAGCGGAAACAAGGACGGCAGCCUGCAGUGCCCAUCUUGCAAAACCAUCUACGGCGAGAAGACGGGCACCCAGCCCAGCGGGAAGAUGGAUGUGUCCACGCUCCCCGAAUCCCUCCCGGGCUACGCCGGCUGCGGUUCGAUACAGAUUGCGUACUAUAUCAACAAGGGCAUUCAGGGUCCGGAGCAUCCCAGCCCGGGAGCGCCGUACACGGCCAGGGGCUUCCCCCGUUACUGCUACCUGCCGGAUAACGAGAAGGGGAGAAAGGUGCUGGAGCUCUUGAAGGUGGCCUGGAAGAGGCGCCUGAUCUUCACCGUCGGCACGUCCACCACGACGGGGGAGAGCAACACCGUGGUGUGGAAUGAGAUCCACCACAAGACGGAGAUGAACUCCAACGUCUCGGGCCACGGCUACCCGGACCCCAACUACCUGGACAACGUGCUGGCCGAGCUGGCCGCUCAGGGCGUCACGGAGGACUGCUUGAGACCCUGAGCGCGGCCCCCGCUCUUUGGGGGCGCCUGCCGGCCCCCCACUCACCCCGUUGCCUUACAUUGCUUGCCCUUUUCUGAGCAAUAACACUCUCUCGGGGAUCAUCCACACAGGGAAACUCACCAGAGGACGGUGGAUUAACCUCCCCCCCUCCUCCUCCCUCGGGUUCUUCCGGCAUGUGGUUGUAGCUGCGUGCAAGUUGCAGGUAUCCCAAGUGCCCGGGGUAGAAGUGGGGCGUGUGGGGCACGUUCCCUGGUUGGUCCCUCCUCUCUUCUCCUCCCGCCCCCUCCCAACAGUUUCCCACACACCAGGCUCGUUGCUCGUGUGUUGCAGGUGAGUCUCCUCCUCCAAGCAGGGACCUUCACCUGCCCCGUGAGCAUAAUUCAAGCAUAAUAAAAGUCAGUUCCGAGGAAGCAGCA